UACAAUAUAAAUUCUAAUGAUAGUUUAUUAUGUGAAUAGAAUCUACAUUCAUUGUUAUUAUAUGAAUAAUAAUCUAAGAUGAGUAUUUUAGCUGAGUGCCAUUCCUUGAUAAAACAAGGCUUGGAGGCUGACGAAGCAGGAAAUAAGGAUGAUGCAAUUAAAUUUUAUGUUCAAGCGGGAGAACUCUAUAUCACAAUUAGUGAUGCUGCCGUUAAAGAACAACUUAAAGGAAUUAUACAAAAUUGCAUCUCAAGAGCAGAAGAAUUAAAAGGUAUUCAACAUAAAGCACAAAAUAAUACACAAUCAAGUUCUAAUAGCUCAAGUCCAUCAACACCGGUUGGUAAUGCAGCAUCUCCAACAAGUCCCAUUAGACCGCCAUUACAUCGUGGAAGUAGUGCUCAUCUGAAAGUUUCGGGUGGACAAGAAACAUACGGGGAAGAUGAAAAAAAAGUAUUGAAACAUACAUCACAUAUAAAUCAAAAGAUUUACUUACCAUUUAUAGCAGAAGAUAUCAAUGAAACGUUUAACUUUCCAAUGCCUUUCUCUGAUCGUGAUGGUAUAUUAGAGCUAUCUCCAAAACAAAAACGUGAUUUUGUGAGAUGGUCAACUUUAUCAGAAUUGCACCCGGAACCGAGGAUUGUUUCUGGACAUCAAGUAAACUAUAUGGAUAUUAAACAAACUGUUGUUUCAGAUUGUUCUUUUGUGGCAUCCCUAGCAGUAGCUGCUCUGUAUGAACAGAGGUUUCAAAAGCGCUUAAUAACAUCUAUUUUAUAUCCAAGAAAUAAAAAUGAUGAACCAAGAUAUAAUCCAGAUGGAAAAUAUAUGGUUAAAUUGCAUGUAAAUGGAAUACCAAGAAAGGUUAUAAUAGAUGAUCGACUGCCUGUUGGCUAUGGAAACAGAUUGCUUUGCUCAUAUUCAAGUAAUACUGAAGAAUUCUGGGUUUCAUUAUUAGAAAAGGCAUAUAUGAAAGUAAUGGGAGGCUAUGAUUUUCCAGGAUCAAACAGCAAUAUAGAUUUGCAUGCACUAACAGGUUGGAUUCCAGAAAGAGUAGCAAUUCGUCCAGAAGAACAGGACUUCAAUGGUGAAUUAUUAUUUGCUAAAAUCAUGAGUGGCUUAGCUAGAGGCAAAGUUUUAGUCACUGUAGCAACUGGUGAAUUAUCAGAGGCAGAUCAAGACAGGACUGGUCUUGUAGCAACUCAUGCAUAUGCAGUAAUGGAUGCAGUUAAUGUUGAUGGAGUAAAUUUACUUAAACUAAAAAAUCCUUGGUCACAUUUGAGAUGGCGAGGUAACUACUCCGAAUUAGAUACAAUACAUUGGACACAAGAGUUACAGGAGCAAUUGAAUUAUGAUCCUAAUUUAGCUGCAAGACAUGAUAAUGGUAUAUUUUGGAUCGAUUAUACAAGUUUAUGUAACUUCUUUGAUGUGUUUUAUAUGAAUUGGAAUCCUGAAAUAUUUCAGUACACUUACUGCAUUCAUCAGACUUGGAAUGCUGGAGUUGGCCCAGCAAAGGAUGCUUAUACGGUGGGUGAAAAUCCACAGUUUAGUUUGAAUGUCAGUCAGGGUGUAGGUGAAAUUUGGGUUUUGCUUACGAGACAUAUAACAUCAAUAGAAGAUUUUCGGGAUAAUCAAGAAUAUAUAACAAUUCUUGUCUACAAAAACGAAGGAAAAAGGGUUUAUUAUCCAUCAAGUCCACCACCAUAUAUUGAUGGUGUAAGAAUCAACAGUCCACAUUACCUAUGCAAGAUCAGAAUGGACCCAGAACGUGCAAGAAAAUACACAUUGGUUAUUUCACAGUAUGAGAAAUCUACAACGAUAUAUUAUACUCUUAGAGCCUAUUCUAAAAGCCCAUUUCAAUUGUCAAAAAUACAACCAUUUCCAUAUACUAUUCAGGAAACAGGUGAAUGGAAUUGCCGAACUGCGGGUGGAUGUGCAAAUUAUCCUGCAACUUAUUUAAAUAAUCCAAAGUACCGACUUGAAUUAAAGAACAGAUUGGACCAUCAUAUGCUAAUAGAAUUGAGAGGACCCAGAGAGUAUCAAAUUGGUUUAGAAGUCACUAUUAUAUCACUAGAAAAUGAUAGUGUUAAUGCUCCAUUCAAAUCUCGUUCUACUGGUGCUUAUAGAUCAGGAUUUGUGGCUCUAGAUCUAGAGGAAUUACCAUCAGGUGUAUAUGAAAUAUUGCCAUCAACGUUUUAUCCGAACCAAGAAAGUCCCUUUUUUCUCACAGUGAAAUGCUCAAGUCCCGUAAAAUUUAUAAGAUAAUAUAAAUUUUAUUUUGCAUUUUAAUUAUAUCUAUUUUAAAGUAUACACAUUUUGCA
Ctenocephalides felis (cat flea) is the source of this 2315-nucleotide messenger RNA. Its product is annotated as calpain-7-like. Gene Ontology annotation, biological process: proteolysis. The transcript has 12 exons. NCBI's taxonomy places the organism in Eukaryota, Metazoa, Arthropoda, Insecta, Siphonaptera, Pulicidae. Bases 79 to 2259 code for a protein of 726 amino acids. Gene Ontology annotation, molecular function: calcium-dependent cysteine-type endopeptidase activity. The record is from RefSeq and is a predicted model, not a curated record.